Molecule: messenger RNA, 1316 nt
Organism: Paramecium pentaurelia
Lineage: Eukaryota; Ciliophora; Oligohymenophorea; Peniculida; Parameciidae
Source: the annotation of a GenBank genome assembly
AAUGUUAAGUUCUAAGGCUGGAAUUGAUCAUGUGUUACGUUAAUUCACCAAUAAGAGAGUUUUAAUCAGAGUUGAUUUCAAUGUGCCCAUUAAAGAAGGAAAAGUAAAGAACACAACAAGAAUUUAAGGAGCCAUCCCUACAUUAAAAAAGAUUUUAGAAUAGAAUCCAAAGAAUGUGACAUUAAUGUCUCAUAUGGGUAGACCUGAUGGAAAAAGGUAAUAAUAAUGAUUAAUUUUAUAGAGUUGAAAAGGAUUCACUUAAGAUUGUUGUUCCUAAAUUAGAGGAAUUGUUGGGUACUAAAGUUAACUUUGUUAAUGAUUGUGUUGGUUCAGAAGCUCUUGAAGCUUCAAAUGCUGGAAAUGGAUAGAUCAAUUUAUUAGAAAAUCUUAGAUUCCACAUUCAAGAAGAAGGAAAAGGUCUUGAUGCAAAUGGAGCUAAGAUUAAGGCAGACAAAGAGAGUGUUAAGAAAUUUAGAAAGGAAUUAUCAUCUUUGGGUGAUAUUUAUGUUAAUGAUGCAUUUGGUACAGCACAUAGAGCUCACUCAUCUAUGGUUGGAAUUGAUCAUAAAAUUAGAGUUGCUGGUUAUUUGAUGAAGAAAGAACUUGAUUAUUUUGCUAAGGCUUUAGAAACACCAUAAAGACCAUUCCUUGUUAUCUUAGGAGGAGCUAAAGUAGCAGAUAAAAUUUAAUUGAUUAAAGCUAUGCUUGAUAAAGUAGAUGAAAUGAUUAUUGGUGGAGGUAUGGCUUUUACAUUCCUUAAAAAAAUAUAUAAUGUUCCAAUUGGAAAAUCACUCUUUGAUGAAGAAGGAUAUAAAAUUGUUGAUGAAAUUAUUGCUAAAGCUAAAGAGAAGAAUGUUAAAAUUCAUCUACCUACUGAUUUUGUAUGUGGUACUGGAUUGGAUGCCUCAAGUCCUGUUGCAUUACAUGAUCUUAAAUCAGGAAUUCCAGAUGGAUGGUUAGGUUUAGAUGCUGGAUAAUUGACAUAAAGAGAAAAUGCUGAUGCUAUUGGAAGAGCUAAGACAAGUAUAAAUUAAAUAUAUAUUUUAAUUAGUUGUUUGGAAUGGACCUUAAGGUGCUUUUGAAAUUGAAUAAUUCAAAAAUGGAUCAGUUAGUAUGUUGAAUGCACUUGUAAAAUAAACAUAAAAUGGAGCUACAACUAUUGUUGGUGGUGGAGACACAGUUAAUCUAGUUGGUGCUAAUAAGGCAAAUGAUAAACUUAGUCAUGUAUCUACAGGUGGUGGUGCUUCUUUGGAAUUAUUGGAAGGUAAGAUCUUACCAGGUGUAGAAUAUCUUACAAAUAUUAAAGAUUUAUGAUC